This is a messenger RNA of Periophthalmus magnuspinnatus, 1912 nucleotides long. It is a transcript of the gene mtx3, whose product is annotated as metaxin 3. The record is from RefSeq and is a predicted model, not a curated record. Lineage: Eukaryota; Metazoa; Chordata; Actinopteri; Gobiiformes; Gobiidae. The transcript has 9 exons. Gene Ontology annotation, cellular component: SAM complex. Bases 1 to 936 code for a protein of 311 amino acids. Gene Ontology annotation, biological process: mitochondrion organization.
AUGAGAAACAUGGCGCUGUCCAUGGAGCUGCGGUGUUGGGGAGGAGGCUGGGGUCUUCCGUCUGUCCACACAGAGUCCCUCAUAGUGCUGGCUUAUUCCAAAUUUUCUGGAGCUCAUGUUAUAGCUUCUCCAAUCGACUGGACAUGGAAAACACUCACAGCAACAGUCCCAGAGUUGAUGUGUGGAGAGUCGUCUGUUACAGAUCCGACACAGAUUCUUAAUUUUCUUCGAAAGCAGCGAUUCAAUGCUGAUUAUGAGUUAACAGCACGACAGGGUGCAGACACUCUGGCUUACAUAGCUUUACUGGAGGAGAAGCUCCGACCAGCUUUGUUGCAUACCUUCUGGGUGGAUGCAGAAAAUUAUGCAAAUGUGACAAGGCCCUGGUUUGCUUCACAUUCUCCAUUUCCACUGAACUUUGUGGUCCCUUGUCGUCAUGCCAGCCUUGCCAUAUCCAGGAUCCUGCUAACCAAAGGGGAGUCCCCACUAAAUAGAAUUAAUGAAAUAGAGGCCAAGCUUUACAGUGACGCUAAAGAGUGCCUUAACCUCCUCUCAUACCGACUGGGAACAGCAAACUACUUCUUUGGCAGCUCUCCGACCAGUCUAGACGCCUUUGUGUUUGGUUUCCUGGCCCCACUAUACAAAGCCGGCCUCCCGAGCAGUCCACUGCAGAGUCACCUCAGUCAGCUGGAAAACCUGACUCUGUUUUGUGAGAACAUCCUCGCUGUCUAUUUCUGUUCCAGUCAACCCAGUUCUCCUGUCCCUGUUCAAGAAACAAAAGAUGCCAAUCUUCAAAAACUGACUCAACUUGUAAACAAAGAAUCCAACUUGAUAGAAAAGAUGGAUGAUAACCUUCGCAGCAGCAGUCCUCAGCACAAACCACACCGACCAGAGCCUAAGGCCACUUUAGCAAAUGAGAAGAACUCGACCCCUGCAUAACUCAGGGCCUUCUGGAAAAAGGAUAGAAAUAUAAAGUAUAGAAAUGAAUGCAGAAAUAAUGAUGAUAGUUUUUGAAGAUGUUGAAGGAGAGAAAAUGCAUGAGAGCUUUUUAACUAAGUUGGAUGCACGUAUGUGGUCAAGCAUGGAAAGCUUUCGAGUGGUGCUAGACAGAAAGACCCUGAAAGUUCAAAGGAAGGCCAAAGGAAAUGGAAAAACUCCAUCAGCGAAAAUAUGGGAAAUUCAAGUUGGUCAUUUUAUUUUUUAAUAUAUUUUUGUUCUAUAUUAUAAAGACACAGUUUUAACAGUUGAUUUUUAAGUUAUAAAGAUAAAAGAGUCUGUAAAUAGUUUAUUACCAGAGCUGAGCAUUUUGACUUUAUUAUGUGCAUAAUGUAUGUGCAUGUAUAUGACUGAAAGAUAUUUAGUUUGGCUCUCACAAGCCUGCUUUGUAAAAUAAGUAAGCAAUAGAAGAAGUAUAUAGAGUUAUAUAUAGUGACAAAAGAGUUUUAUAUUAAAAAUCAUGGAAGAGUCCACUAAUGCAUUAUAAACACGCCUUUAUUGAAAGUGUCAAGUGUCCAAGUAACUGUCAUUGUUUUAGUUUUUUAACUGACACAUUCCCUGUGUCUGCAUUAUUGUUAUAUGUGCCUGACUGCUGUUGUCUUUUGCCCAGUGUCUGUUUUAAAUAUGAUUUAAUUUCACAUUUGCCACAGCUGUUUUCUAUGCCAUGAGUUGUAACAUCAACUUCAUAUAAUUGCAAUAAAUUAGAACAUAAACCUAACUCUUGUUUUACAGUUGUUAAAAUUGGAUUCAACUUGUAUUUUAUAAUUUAAAAAAUGUGUUUUAUUGUUCUUAAAUGACAAGAAAUUUGUAAUUCAUUAGGGUGAUUUACAGCUGUUUUAGAAAUGUUUAAAGAACCUCCACAAUGAACCGAGCACUCUGAUGUUUAUAGUGAAUUGAAUAAAAAAAAUUUGAUCAAUAC